AGCUGCAGAUCAGUUACUGUGAAAGAUGGAAGGUUUACUUGUGCUGCUUGGUGCUGUAUUACUGCUGGGGUCAACAGAGGGAAAUAAGAACUAUGAUGAACUACAUACAAGUAGGAAAGGAAUCGUUGACAAGGCAAUAGAACUGGCCAACAAUGUUUCUGGACAUCGUAAACACAUUGAUUUUGACUCUAUCUUGAACUCUGAUAACAAUGGCAUGGUCCAUGUGUUAUUAAAACCCACCUCGUGUGACAAGAAAGAGUAUGUCCAUCGACGUGAAUGUAAAACCAAUGAUCUCAAACCUUGGAUGUCCUGUGUUGCAUGUUCAAAUACUAUGGACUGUGUACGUUUGCGAGAACGAAAACCGGUACAGUGUACGAGUCAGAAAGCAGGGAACCCCGUCCUUACCGGGGGAACGCAUUCGUUGUUCCUACAAGGUACCACAGAAAGAGACCCAGAGCAACUGACUGGAUGUCUUGGAUGCAUAUGAGAUUAAAUAUAUGUUGUGUGUGUGAUAUCAUAUAUAUAUAUUUUUAAAAAAAAUCGACUGGAGACUUGAAUAUUUGAGAAGUCAUAAAUGAUCUGUGAAAAAUAUUUAUCAGCUGAAACAUGCGGUAGGCUUGUUUUUAACAAGAUAUAGCCUAUUGAUUUCUUUGGUGAUUUGCACAGGGAAAAGUAUUGUAACGAGACAGAGAAUGUAGUAAAUGUUCAAAAAUUGUUCAAAUAAAAAAAAUAUGCCUACAGGAUGGAAAAAUAUUAAAAUUAUGAUGUAGCGCAACCAUGUGUAUUUGUGUGCUUGACUUUUACUCUGAAGUAUGUAAUUUAGUAAUUUAUAUGAUAAUAUAAAAUAAUAUACAUCUCAUUAAGUUUGAAGCGAUUUGGAUGUUGC
Xyrauchen texanus (razorback sucker) is the source of this 886-nucleotide messenger RNA. RefSeq lists its product as uncharacterized. Lineage: Eukaryota; Metazoa; Chordata; Actinopteri; Cypriniformes; Catostomidae. The coding region runs from base 26 to 487 and encodes 153 amino acids. The transcript has 4 exons. The record is from RefSeq and is a predicted model, not a curated record.